Dioszegia hungarica is the source of this 3117-nucleotide messenger RNA. RefSeq lists its product as uncharacterized. The record is from RefSeq and is a predicted model, not a curated record. Gene Ontology annotation, molecular function: calcium-activated cation channel activity. Gene Ontology annotation, cellular component: plasma membrane. The transcript has 12 exons. NCBI's taxonomy places the organism in Eukaryota, Fungi, Basidiomycota, Tremellomycetes, Tremellales, Bulleribasidiaceae. Bases 1 to 3117 code for a protein of 1038 amino acids.
AUGUCGCUGAGAAUCGAUAGCGAUGUCAACUAUGCCCGAGACCAGGCGAUCACCACUAGCACGGCCUCCUUUAUCACCUCCAUUACUGUCAAUAGUGCUGUCGCUGGGGGAGAACUGAUCGCUUUCUUCCUCUUGAGAAGAUGGAUCAAAGCUGUGUAUGAGCCUCGAACAUACAUUCCACCAAGAGAGUUCCAGGCGCCUGUACUGGGCAAUCAUCUCUGGUGGCCAAUAUGGCGCAUCAUCACUGCCGACUCUAAAGCCGUCCUCGAGAAGAACGGCGUGGACCCCUACGUCUUCAUCCGUUUCCUCAACAUGAUGGCCAAAGCCCUCAUCCCUAUUUGGUUCCUCUCAUGGUCGAUCCUUCUCCCGAUUAACUCGGUCCGGACGGGCGUAGACGGAAAGGCUGGACUGGACCAGCUUACGGCGGGCAAUAUCGGGCCGGGGGAGCAGAAGCGGUAUUGGGCGCAUCUGAUCAUGGAUUAUGUGUUCAUCUUCUGGAUCCUAUACCUCGUCUGGGUUGAGCUGCAGAAUUGGCUCGUUAUCAGGCAAAAGUUCUUGGUGGACCCAGAGCAUUCGAAGCUGCCCCAGGCGAAUACGGUGCUUGUGCAGGGUAUACCCCAGCAGUAUCUGGACGAGACGAAGCUGGCUCAGCUGUUCGCGCAUCUCCCUGGUGGAGUCAAGCGGAUCUGGCUGAAUAGAAAUCUGAAAGAGAUGCCCGACUUCUACGAGCGUCGACAGCGCGCUACGAACCAGCUCGAGCAGGCCCAGGUCAAACUCAUCAAGUUCGCCCAGACCUAUCGACACCAGCGCGAGUCCAAAGUCCAGGUCCUCACGGAGAAGGGCAAGCCCUUACCCGACACCCUCAAAUCACCUAUCAACGCCGACAUGCUGACUCCCUACAAAUCCACCAACGAGUCCACCUCCUCUUCCGAGCAAGCGCAGGCCGAGGCGGGCGAGGGACCGACCACCCGGCUCCGCCCCGAAGAUCUCGGCCGGGCGGACCAGCUCGUCCCUCGGGACAAGCGGCCUACACACCGGAUCAAGCCGAAAUGGGCGCCGUUCGGGCUGGGAUUCCUAGGUGUAGGGCAGAAGGUGGAUACGAUUGAUUGGGCGAGAAAUGAGAUUGCGACGUGUGCGGCGGGAUUACAGGAAGGGAGGGAACAGCUGCAUAGGGACGUGCAGAGCGUGGGGACGGAGGAUGAUGUGUAUCCGCCCUUGAACUCGGCGUUUAUCCAUUUCAAUCAGCAGAUUGCGGCGCAUAUGGCGACUCAGAUUUUGGUGCAUCAUAAACCGUACAAUAUGUCCGAGGCGUACACUGAGCAAUCCCCCGAGAAUGUCAUUUGGUCCAACCUCAAUCUGAGCGCGUACGAUAAGAACAUCCGUAAAGCCGGGUCAUACGCAGCUACUGCUGGUCUCCUCGUAGCUUGGGUCUUCCCAGUCGCCUUCAUCGGUGCCCUCUCGAACGUCACCACCCUCGUCGACCAAUACCCUUGGAUGGCGUGGCUCGGUGGCGACUCGAGUGGCAAGAAGGUGCUUCAAGGUGUGGUAUCGGGUCUCCUCCCGCCCAUCUUGCUCGCGGUCAUCAACUUGCUCCUUCCCAUCAUUCUGCGCCUAUUUGCGCGGUUCCAGGGGAUCCCGAGUAAGACGCAGAUCGAGCUGGAUCUGAUGACGCGGUACUUUAUCUUCCUCGUUGUUCACACCUUCUUCGUCAUUACCCUCACCUCCGGUCUCGUCUCGGCCGUCACCAGCCUGGUGUCAGACCCCGCCUCGAUCGCUGUGGUCCUCUCGCAGCAGAUGCCGACUGCCUCGACAUUCUUCAUCACGCUCAUCUUGACGCAAUUCACCGGGACGAUCGGUACGCUGUUGCAGCCUAUCACGCUCGCGUUCUACUAUAUCAAGGUCAUCCUCGGCGGCGGUACUCCACGGUCAGUCUACAACUCGAGGUACACCCUUCAGACGACCGGAUGGGGACAGCAGUUUCCCGCAGUGACCGUCUACGCAGUCAUCAUGUUGGCGUACAUGGUCAUCUCCCCCGUCAUUAUCGGUUUCGGCGCCUGCUUCUUUGUCCUCUCAUCCGUCGUCUUCAAGUACCUCUUCAUCUGGGUAUACGACCAGCCCGCCGGCUCCGACACGGGCGGUCUCUUCUUCCCCAAGGCGAUCACGCAGGUGUUUGUGGGCAUGUACAUCCAAGAGAUCGCGCUCUGCGCAUUCUUCUUUUUGUUGAGGGAUGAGGACCUUUAUGCGAGCGCGAUUCCGCAGGGAGCGUUGAUGGUGGUACUGAUCGUGAUCACUGCGGCCAUGCACUAUACCAUCUGGACAUCCUACUCCCCCCUCCUUCGCGCACUUCCCCUCACCCUCUCCCAUCUCUCCUCUGGUAUGCCCGUCGAGACCGGUCACGAGAACAGCCAGAUCGGCGAUGGCGACGAAGCAGACACUUCGGCCUAUCCCCGCCGUUCCGCCUCGCCCAUCGUCCAGUCCGAGACUACACCACCUAACGGCCGGUCUCGGGCGGGGACGGGCAACGCGCUCGAUGCGGACUUCAACCUCGUCGGGUUCAAGGUACCCCUUCCCCAGCCUGUUCGGGGCGUCAGGAAUGAGGCGCAAGCGGCACUGCGGAAGCUCGAUCGGAACCUCGGCGGGGCGCGCUUGAAUAUUGAUACGGACGUCUCGGCUAUUGCACCCCCAUCGACGACCCGGGCGACCGCUACGGUUCCCGGCCCACCUCAGACCGUGGACCCGGAGGAGGAUGAAGAGGAUGAUGGCGAUAAUAACGAUAUAGAGAUGAGGGAACGGCGGCACCAUGAGGAGAAUGGUGGGGAUGGCGGGAAGGACAAGGAGAAGGGGGGAUCGAGCAUCGAUGAUGAUAAUCCCUUCUUUGCGAAACCGGGCGGUCCGGGUAUCCGAGCGAGAGAUAAUGGGCGAGAAGGCGAUCCGGACGCGUUCUUCCAUCCGGCGAGUAAGGAGCCGCAGAGGAUUAUAUGGCUGCCUGUGGAUGAUCUGGGACUGUGUGCGGCGGAGGUGCAGAAGAAUAGGGAGUUGGGGAUUUUGAGUAGUAGUCGGCAUGCGUGGUUGGUUGGGGAUGGGAAGGUGAGGGUGUCGGGGCGGCCGCCAGGGUAG